Molecule: messenger RNA, 686 nt
Organism: Cynara cardunculus var. scolymus (artichoke)
Lineage: Eukaryota; Viridiplantae; Streptophyta; Magnoliopsida; Asterales; Asteraceae
Exons: 2
Coding region: 87-449 (120 amino acids)
Source: RefSeq, a predicted model, not a curated record
CCGACAACCUCACAUUCCGGCCCAUAAACCAGUAAAAUUAUCAGAGGAGCCACCGACGAAGAAACACCAAAAGGCGAAAGGGGGAUAUGUCUACACUAUGGCGAUGGUUAGUGACGCAGACGAGAGAUUCGAAGCCAUUUUUCUUUGCUUUUGCGACUGUAUGCGCGGUUGUCCCCGGUGCCAUCGGUUAUUGUGUGAUGCAGUUCACCAAUUCAAGCAAUGAGCAGCUGGAGUCCCAACUCCGUCGCAACGCUCGCCCCGAUACCCUUAUGAUGGGAAAAGUGAAUAAAGAGAGGCUGGGAGAGUACCUUGGGGAACUGCAGAGGAAGGAAGAUACAAACGACAGGUACAUUGCCGCUUUGAAGGGGGAGACGUUAACCAGAAAUCCCUACAUGAGAAUUCAACCUGUCAUAAGUCCAAGCGGCUCUGAAGUUGACAAUGGAAGAUGAACGAAAUACCUGUUAAAGAUGAAUCCAUGUAUGGAUGAAUUUUCAAGAAGAUACCUCAGGACAAGAGUUUAUGUUUCAAACCGACUUGUGUUAUUUUUCCUUCUUAUUGCCUUUUCUAUGAAAGGCGGAUUGCCCUCUAAUCUGGUAGUUAUUAUAUGGGAUUACUAUAUAAGUAACAAAAGGUUUUAUUUUCUAUGCACUCCUUCGUGAUGACGUGGGAAUUUAAUGUCUUUAGAA